AUGUCUCUCUUGAUUCUAAAUGCUAGUAAUAGAAUUGCUUAAGGAUUCUUAAAAGUAGCUGCUGAAAGUGGUAAGUAUGAAAAGAUCAUUUGUGCUGAUAUCUUCCCAACAUACUUCACAGUUCAAAGAUUACUUAAAUUCAAGCAAUAAUUCUCAACCAAAAUAGAGUUAUUCAAAGUGGGUGAUCGUCAAGAUCUCCAUGAUGUAAUCAAAUAAGCCAACAAUCUCCUUUAUGUGAGUCAUGACUAUUACUAAGUAACAGCAUCCAAAAAAAACUUGUUGGUAGCCUCUCUAGAUUUGGUCAAAACCAGAAACUACAAAACUGCGGCUUAUGUUGCUCCAGUCGAACAUGAUCAUUAGGAAGAAAUUGAUGAAUGGAAACAUUUGGAAGUUGAAGGUCGUCGCUCCAUCCCUCAAUUAGUUGGAAUCAGAUCUGAUAUUACUUUCGGACCUUAAAGCACAUUUACUAAUUAAAUUGCUUAGAGAAUAUAAAAUAAUCAAAGCAUUUACAUCAAAAGCACAGGACAAUCAUGUGCCCCAAUCUUCACUGGAGAUUUAGAGGCAAUUGUCGCCAGAGUUCUUGCAGGCGAUCAUGCUGGCAAAUUGCUCUUGGCCAAAGGACACAAGCAUAUAGAUUUCAACUCCAUUAUUCAUUUAAUUGAGUAGAGCGUCAACCAUAGAGCUCAAACUAAUAGUUCUUUUAUUGAAAAGAUCAUUCAUCCAACCAACAACUGCAUUAUUGGACAACAAUUAUAUUGUCCCUCAUACAUUAACUUAACCAAAUUGAUAGCCAAUUAUAAGGCUCUUGAGAACACUGGCUAUGAUUAAGUUGUUGGAGAUAAUUUAGUAGAUAUUCAGGAGUAUCACAACAAAAAUACAACUGUCGUCGAUCAAUCAUUAAAAACUGACUAUGAAUUAAGCUAUUUAAUUGGCUGAAUAAGUGAAAUAUAAUCAAUAAAAAGUACAGAAAUAUUAUUUUUUCA
Molecule: messenger RNA, 983 nt
Organism: Paramecium tetraurelia
Lineage: Eukaryota; Ciliophora; Oligohymenophorea; Peniculida; Parameciidae
Exons: 2
Source: RefSeq, a predicted model, not a curated record